Didymella exigua CBS 183.55 is the source of this 2068-nucleotide messenger RNA. RefSeq names its product acetolactate synthase. The transcript has 3 exons. Bases 185 to 1966 code for a protein of 593 amino acids. Gene Ontology annotation, biological process: L-valine biosynthetic process. Gene Ontology annotation, cellular component: mitochondrion; acetolactate synthase complex. Gene Ontology annotation, molecular function: acetolactate synthase activity; thiamine pyrophosphate binding; magnesium ion binding. Lineage: Eukaryota; Fungi; Ascomycota; Dothideomycetes; Pleosporales; Didymellaceae. The record is from RefSeq and is a predicted model, not a curated record.
UUCCCGAAGUCGCGUCCUGCACCAGAGACGCUCUCCAACUGCAGCUUGCCCCGCGCUAUGGUGGGGCGAGCUCGCAGGGCAUGCGAGAAGACGGGCAGGUCUAAAAGCUUUAAUAACUGAGCUCGCUGCCCCUGUGAGUCACGUCAGUUGAGACAGACAGCCUGCAGAACCGAGAACAGCCAAGAUGGUAUACACAGCAUCAUUCGCCUUCUUCGAGGCACUGUGGGACGCCGGCGUUCGCAAUGUCUUCGUCAACCUGGGCUCCGACCAUCCGUCUAUUAUCGAAGCUAUUGUCAAGGGCCAGAAGGAGAAGAAGGGCCAGUUCCCAAAAAUCGUCACGUGUCCGAACGAGAUGGUGGCGCUGUCCAUGGCAGACGGCUAUGCGCGAUCCACCGGCAAGCCGCAAUGCGUCAUCGUCCACGUCGACGUCGGCACACAGGGCCUCGGAGCGGCUGUCCACAAUGCCUCGUGUGGCAGAGCGCCGGUGCUCAUCUUCGCCGGCCUGUCCCCGCACACAAUCGAGGGCGAGAUGCGCGGAAGCAGGACGGAAUACAUCCACUGGAUACAGGACGUGCCGGACCAGAAGCAGAUUGUCGCCCAGUACUGUCGAUACACGGGCGAGAUCAAGACGGGCAAGAACGUCAAACAGAUGGUCAACCGCGCGCUAUCCUUCGCCAUGAGCGACCCCAAGGGCCCUGUCUACCUGUGUGGUGCGCGCGAGCCCAUGGAGGAGGACCUCACGCCAUACCAGCUGAACCUCGACUACUGGCGGCCCGUGGAGCCAGCAGCCCUCCCUCCGAGCGGCGUCAAGAACAUUGCAGACGCCUUGGUCAACGCACAGGAGCCGCUUGUCAUUGCUGGCUACACGGGCCGCAAUCACGAUGCCGUGCAAGAGCUGGUCCGUCUGGCAGACAAUGUCAAGGGGCUACGCGUGCUCGACACCGGAGGCAGUGACAUGUGUUUUCCGGCGAACCACCCAGCAUGGCUCGGCCUCCGCUACGGCAAUGAUCCCAGCAUCAAGACAGCCGACGUAAUUCUAGUCGUCGACUGUGAUGUACCUUGGAUCAACACACAGUGUCAUCCAAACGGCACAGCCAGCAUCUUCCACGUCGACGUCGAUCCCCUGAAGCAGCAGAUGCCAGUCUUCUACCUGAACGCCAUCCAGAGAUAUCGCGCUGAUUCGUACACCUCCUUCUCCCAGCUGAACGAGUACCUGGAGACAAAGCUCAAGGACAAGCUGUCCAGUGAGCUUUUCACAACCCGCUGGUCGGCCCUCCAAGAGUCACACAAGAAGAAGCUCGAAGCCAUCGCCAGCGAAGCAAAAGUUGACGACAACGGCCACUUCGCAACGCCCUACUUGUGCCAGCAACUCAAAGCCCUUUGUCCCAGCGACACCAUCUGGGCCAUCGAAGCCGUGACGCAAACUGGCUUCGUCGCCGACCAGAUCCAGGCCACGCUCCCCGGGUCCUGGAUCAACUGCGGUGGCGGCGGGCUCGGCUGGUCUGGCGGCGGCGCCCUAGGCAUCAAGCUCGCGGCCGACACCGAAGGCAAGAAGCAGUUCGUCUGCCAGAUCGUCGGCGAUGGGACAUAUCUCUUCUCGGUUCCCUCGUCGGUAUACUGGAUCUCGCAGCGCUACAAGAUCCCGGUCCUGACCAUUGUGCUGAAUAACAAGGGCUGGAACGCGCCGAGGAAGUCGUUGCUGCUCGUGCAUCCUGACGGCGAGGGGAGCAAGGUUGAUAAUGUGGAGUUGAACAUCAGUUUCGCGCCCACGCCGGAUUACUCCGGAAUCGCGAAGGCGGCGUCCGGUGGGGAGAUCUGGGCAGGGCAUGCGAGUACGGCGGAGGAGCUGAGCAAGCUGCUGCCGGAGGCGAUCCAGAGUGUGCUUAGUGGGAAGUCGGCGGUGCUUGAUGCGCAUAUUGGCGGGCCGGAGGGUAAGUAUGUUGGUGGAAAGGGCAGACUAGGCUGAGCGUGAUACCGUCUCAUCAAGUCCAAACGUCAGUAUAAUACACUUUGCUCGCACAUUAUUGGCCUUCUUAUUUUAUGUUAUCAAUGCAGAUUUCACCGUGUC